ACAUCUUACUACAUCAAACAAAUACUUUGUCCAUAUUUAUCCAUCACCAACAUCAUGGACAAGCCCACCACCAAUCUGACUGGCACGGUCCCCAAGGCCAUGGACGAGCAAGGAACCAUCGGCAAGCAAUUCACAGAGCAAGGAGCUAUUGGAGGUACUGCGCAAAAGAUUGGAGGCCCCCUUGCCAAGGAUGGUGCGAUUGGCAAACAAUUCACCACAGAGGGAAGCAUCGGAGGAACAGUCCAGGAGAACAUGGGAGGAGAGAAGAAGGCUUGAUACAUUAAUGGACUUGUUAAUCUAUUCAGUCACAUUACUCCAAUCAAACAAAUUAAUAGCC
Messenger RNA from Fusarium graminearum PH-1, 337 nucleotides. RefSeq lists its product as uncharacterized. Bases 55 to 276 code for a protein of 73 amino acids. NCBI's taxonomy places the organism in Eukaryota, Fungi, Ascomycota, Sordariomycetes, Hypocreales, Nectriaceae. The record is from RefSeq and is a predicted model, not a curated record. The transcript is spliced from 2 exons.